GAUGGCAUCGUUUCGUAAGAAUCACGUCAUUAUUGAUUCCUCAGACUCGUCGGAAGACGAGGAUCGCAAGGAAAGACACAGCUCCUCAUCUGAAGUCGAUGAAACAGCUUCAAUGAGAUCAACUGAUAGCUCCGAGCCGCCCAGGACAAUUAUUGAUGCCUCUCUGAAUUCCAUGGCUUCAACCGUGUACACAUCAACUCCAAACUCCAAGCAGAGCAUCUCCAGAACCGGUUCCUCCACCACCUACGGGAGCUCUAAAUGCUCCACAGACGAUCACUAUCGUUCGAGAAGCUUCAUUGACAACAGCUUCGAAAAACCAGUGACCCCGAUCACCAAGAAGCUACAGGAAUCCGAUGAGCCCCGCGCAAAGCAGCAGCUCCGUGAGCGGCUCCUCAGAAAAUCCAUCAAACAGCAAUCGGAUCAAGAUCUGACAGGUGGCUCAUCGCGAAGUGGAUGGGGAACUGGUGAAAAUAGCAGUCUUGAAAGCAGUGAUCUCAUAAAUUCGCAUUUUUCGCCAAUUGCGAAGACGUUCCGGCAUGCUUCCGAUUUGGAUGAUUCAAUGAAUACCUCUCCGCCGCCAAACCGUUCAACUCUUCCCUCGGUUGAAACAAGUUCUGGAAAUUCUCCACAAACACCGUAUCCAGGUUCUCCUGAAGCUUCUCCUCAACCGUCUCCUCCAAAAAAUACUGCUUCAGAGCUCCAAAAGUUGAGCAUAAAAGAGCUGGAAGCAAACAAAGAUAAAAAGUUGAAACUUUUGAAGUUUUCAUCGAAUUUGCCGGACAAUGGAGCACGUGUGAAGCUACAAGUUGAUGAAAUUACUGAAGAAAUUGAACGAAGAAUUAUCAAUGGAGUGACGGAUACCAUGGUGGUAGACAAAACCACGGCUAUUCCCCCGCCACCACAGCCAAAAAACUUGAUUGCUCCAAUUCCACAGGAUUUCGCGGCGAUGUUGGACAAGAAUGGGCGAAAAGUGAUGAGCGGGCGGAUGACAGAGCAGAAAAUUCUCAAAGUCAAUAAGAUUUCCGAUCGAUUGAUGCAACAGCUCGCCGACGCAACUCACACAAUCCCAGCUGAAACAGACCUCACGGACACACCCGACGGGCUCCUCGUCGAGCUAAUGCCUCACCAAAAAGCAGGGCUUCGCUGGCUUGUCUGGCGUGAGGGUCAACCACAUUCGGGUGGGAUCCUCGCAGACGAUAUGGGUCUUGGCAAGACUUUAUCAAUGUUAUCAUUGAUUGUGCAUCAGAAGGCAGCGAGAAGAGCACGGAAAGAGUCUGGAGAUAAUGCCGCGGAUAAGGAGAAGAGAAGAGUGGCAAAAGAAGAAGGAUUGUAUCCAUCAAAUGGCACAUUAAUCAUUGCACCAGCUUCACUUAUUCACCAAUGGGAAGCUGAAAUCAAUCGAAGACUCGAAUCAGAUUUGCUUUCCGUUUUUAUGUUCCAUGGAACAAAGAAACAGAGACAAAUUGAGCCAAAGGAGCUUGCAAGAUAUGAUGUCGUCAUCACCACGUACACAUUGGCAGCCAAUGAGCUUAUGGAGAAAAAGGCGGCUGGAUCCAAGAAAGAGGAAGAUUCCGACGAUGAAUCAGAGAACGAAGAAAAUCCCCGUCGCCCUGCUGGCAAAAACGACUCCCCUCUUGCUCGUGUCGCUUGGUCCCGUGUGAUUCUCGACGAGGCUCAUGCCAUCAAAAAUCGUCUCUCCCAAUGUUCAAAAGCAGUGUGCCGGCUCUCAUCAUUCUCGCGUUGGUGUCUCUCGGGUACUCCGAUUCACAAUAACCUAUGGGAUUUGUACAGUCUCGUGAGGUUUUUGCGUAUCCCGUUGUUCGGCGAUCGGAAGUUCUGGGCCGAAUCAAUUAUGCCAAUGAAGACUGGAAUGGCGGAUCGUGUGAAUUUGCUGACGAAAAAUUUGAUGCUCAGAAGAACUAAGGAUCAGCAGUGCGCUCUGACCAAUAAGAAAAUUGUAAACUUGAAAGAAAAGAAAAUCGAGAUCCAUGAGUUGGAGAUGGUUGGAGAUGAAGCCAAUGGCUAUGCAAUUAUGAUGGAGGCGGCACAAAAGCUUGUUAAGCAAAUCGUCACUAAUACUGAUGAUAUUCAAAAGUACGGUCAGAUUCGUAGACGCAGACAACGAGGAAAUGAUGAUGAAUUCGCGAACCCGUACAACGUCGGGCCACGGAACUUGGCGGGAAACUCGAAUUUCCAGAAUAUGUCAUGCAUUUUGUUGUUGCUGAUGCGUCUUCGUCAAGCGUGUGUUCACUUUCAUAUCACCAAAAGCGGAAUGGACUUGGACGCAUUCAAGAUUAACGGAGGAGACGACGAGGAUGCUGAUAUGAAAGAGUUGGAGAAUCUUAUGGAGAAGACAAUGGCGGAUUUGACGAUUGCCGAUAGUGAUAAUGAUGAGGAAGGCGUCGAUACAAAUAAGGAGGAGCCAAAACAACCACCCACGCGAAUCUUUGAGCCCGAUUUCAUUAGCUGCAAGAUGGCCAAAACGCUGGAAGUUGUUCGUGAAAUUUUGGAGAAGAAGGAGAAAGUUGUGAUUGUCUCCCAGUGGACUUCUGUGCUGAAUCUUGUGGAAAAGCAUAUUCAAGCAGGCGGCCACAACUAUACAUCAAUCACCGGCCAGGUUCUUGUCAAAGAUCGCCAAGAACGAGUUGACAGUUUCAACCAGGAAAAAGGCGGAGCUCAGGUGAUGCUGCUCUCAUUGACUGCCGGAGGUGUUGGACUCAAUUUGAUUGGAGGAAAUCAUCUGAUUAUGGUUGAUUUGCACUGGAAUCCCGCACUGGAACAGCAGGCUUGUGACAGAAUUUAUCGAAUGGGACAGAAGAAGGAAGUCUUUAUUCAUAGAUUAAUCGUGAAGGGGACCAUCGAGCAACGAGUCAUGGAUCUCCAGGAGAAGAAGCUCGCAUUGGCAGCUUCGGUGUUGGAAGGAACAGCGACCCGAAAAUUGAACAAGCUCACCACCGCCGACAUUCGUAUGCUCUUUGGACUAGACGGAUCGAGCAAUGCGAAUUAAUUUUUUCUUUUUUUCAAACCAUUCCCCCCCCCCCCCCUCUUUUCGCCAGAUUGUUUCCCAAAAAGUCUGGAUUUUUAACUUUUUUUGUAGCUUAAAAUGUAGGAUAGAAGGAAUUUUAGCUCUCCUCUGGUAGAAUGAUAUUUUUUACGUGUAUGCCAUCCCGACCUCAGCAGCUCGUAUUUUUUCUUCUUUUAUAAAAUAGUAUUGAUUUAAAUGAAUGUGU
This is a messenger RNA of Caenorhabditis elegans, 3230 nucleotides long. It is a transcript of the gene T23H2.3, whose product is annotated as Transcription termination factor 2. The transcript is spliced from 7 exons. The record is from RefSeq and is marked reviewed. Lineage: Eukaryota; Metazoa; Nematoda; Chromadorea; Rhabditida; Rhabditidae. The coding region runs from base 2 to 3007 and encodes 1001 amino acids. Gene Ontology annotation, molecular function: nucleotide binding; ATP binding; hydrolase activity.